CCCCCUAGACGCAGCUUAAUCUGGCAUCAUAAAGAAUUUAUUGGCGAGCCUGAUAUUGGGUUGUGCUCUCUGAUUGGUCCUCAGGACUUUAUCAAGGCUGGCUGGUCUUCUCUGAUUGGCUUAAUUGGUAAACACAACAUGUGUCUUUCUGUUUUGUUUUGAUGCUUGAGGUGCGCGGACAAAAGAGAAUACUCCGCGGACCUGUGAAGGGUGCAUGCAUCCAGGAAUCCAGGAAUCCAGGAGGUGGAAAUCAUUAGAUCGAGUUGAGAUGCCCCCAAAAAUGGUAUGACGCGCUUAACCAUGGCCCAUGCGACACUCGACCAGCAUUGGCAACAACUCUGUGUCAUUCGAUCGGAGCUGAAGAAUUUGAGGUCCAAUCUUCACGGUUUGAGGCAAAAACACCUUCAAGACGUUCAAAAGAUUCGAGCAUCCCUGGCCCAGUUGCAUGCUGAGUCGGCCCAGCCCGUGGCCCCAUUGGCCCCGGAUGCGGCUGACCCGCCCCCAUGGGACUGGCGGCCUAUUGGCACCAUACACUCUUGUUUCCAAAGCAAAAAUGGCACGCCUCGCCAAUCCGGACUCAGUCCCACGGCCGUGGGCACGCUCAUCCUCCAUGGACCCGAAUUGAACGGGGGCAUUCAUAACCUCCACUACGCUUUGCAAGGCUUGUCCGGCUUCUCGCACGUGUGGCUGCUUUUUGUCUUCCAUCGGAACAACGGGCCCAAACAGUUUGUCAAAACCAAGGUGUGUCCACCUCGGCUCAAAGAACGGGUCGGCCUGUUCUCCACUCGCAGCCCGCAUCGACCCAAUCCGAUUGGUUUGACCCUGGCUAAAAUCGAGGCUGUUUUCGACGAUCGGGUCGAACUCUCGGGCAUCGAUUUGAUUCAAGACACUCCCGUAUUAGAUAUCAAGCCCUACAUUCCGGACUACGACUCACCGUGGAAGGCUGAGUCCCAUGGGGACACAAAAGUGCGCACACCCAAGUGGAUUAAUAACCCCAAUGACGAUUUGAGCGUGAUUUUCAGUCCGACAGCGGCUCAGCAAUUGGCCAAUUUGGAGGGUGAUUUGGAUCUUCGGAAGUUGAAGGGUCCCGGUGAUUUGAAUCAGGCCAUUGUGGAGGUCUUACGGGCUGACCCGCGAUCAGUUUACCGGCAGGAACGGUGUCAGGAUCAAAUUUAUCACAUGACGGUGGAUCAUGGGGUCCAUGUGAGUGCCUGGUUCGAUCAAGACAAUCGAGAGGUCAUGGUGUUAAAGGUGAAGAAAACUGUAACUGAUGGUCAGUGCCAAGAAUGAAUUAUUCAUAAUUCUUCUCAUCCUCGAUUUGUGUUCAUGAAAAUCAAAAAAUCUGGCCCACUUUGUUGGCAAUUUUUACAAAAAUGAUGGCCCAUUCCGUAAGAUAAAAUUGUUCCUUUUCGGUGAGUGAAGAAGUAAGAUCCGUCCGUGUA
Molecule: messenger RNA, 1442 nt
Organism: Tigriopus californicus
Lineage: Eukaryota; Metazoa; Arthropoda; Copepoda; Harpacticoida; Harpacticidae
Product: tRNA (adenine(37)-N6)-methyltransferase-like
Exons: 2
Coding region: 286-1290 (334 amino acids)
Source: RefSeq, a predicted model, not a curated record